Messenger RNA from Pectinophora gossypiella (pink bollworm), 2532 nucleotides. RefSeq names its product DNA repair and recombination protein RAD54-like (gene okr). Gene Ontology annotation, cellular component: nucleus. Gene Ontology annotation, biological process: reciprocal meiotic recombination; double-strand break repair via synthesis-dependent strand annealing. The record is from RefSeq and is a predicted model, not a curated record. Bases 88 to 2388 code for a protein of 766 amino acids. The transcript has a single exon. Lineage: Eukaryota; Metazoa; Arthropoda; Insecta; Lepidoptera; Gelechiidae. Gene Ontology annotation, molecular function: ATP-dependent chromatin remodeler activity; ATP binding; DNA translocase activity.
AGCAAGUCGCGGCAGGUUUUUGUUUACUAUUCGUGAAAAGGUGAUUUUUUACAAUUUUCUCCAUGAAUAGAAUUUAUUGAAAUCAAGAUGAGGCGCAGCUUAGCGCCUAGCCAAGUUGGCGCAGGGGACAGUGUGUUUAAAAGUCCCCUGCUAGACUCUGCUAAACGUAAAAGGCGGGAAUGUGCAAAAAUUCCUCUUGCACAGAAAUCACUCUCUCAGGCUAUGUCUGCAUCAGAACAUGAAACACUUAUUAAACAGAUCCUUAGCAAGCCGUUCAAGGUACCCAUUCCCAACUAUGUUUCGUCGUAUUGUGGCAAAAGUUUGGGUUUAAAACGAAGUCAGGUUAGGCGGGCCUUGCAUGACCCUGACGAACCGAAUGCAUUGGUUUUAUUUCGUCCACCGUACAUCCCUGAACAUGAAAAGAUGAAAAUGAGUGCAAAUGACAUAAAAGUAGCAGUAGUAGUUGAUCCUGUACUCGGGAACAUACUCAGACCUCAUCAGAGAGAUGGCGUGAAGUUCAUGUAUGACUGUGUCACGGGAGCUCAGAUAGAAGACGCCUACGGAUGUAUCAUGGCUGAUGAAAUGGGUUUAGGAAAGACCUUGCAAUGUAUCACCUUAUUAUGGACACUGUUAAGACAAGGCCCAGACUGCAAGCCCACUAUAACAAAAGCCAUCAUCGUCUGCCCCAGCAGCUUGGUCAAAAAUUGGUAUAAUGAAAUCCAUAAAUGGCUAGCACAACGCAUCAAUGCUUUACCCAUGGAUGGAGGCUCAAAAGCUGAUAUAACCCUCAAGUUGAAACAGUUCAUGAAUACUUACUCAGCUACAAGAGUUGCUACACCAGUUCUGAUAAUCUCAUAUGAAACAUUCAGGAUAUAUUCAAACAUUUUACACUCAUCAGAAGUCGGGUUGGUCUUGUGUGAUGAAGGUCAUAGAUUGAAGAACAGUGAGAACCAAACUUACCAAGCUCUGAUGGGUUUGAAGGCAAAGAGGAGGAUUUUGAUCUCUGGCACCCCAAUACAAAAUGACCUUACAGAAUAUUUCAGUCUAGUCCACUUUGUAAAUGAAGGCAUAUUGGGAACUGCUGCAGAAUUUAAAAAGAAGUAUGAAAAUCCCAUCCUAAGAGGACAAGAUGCUUUGGCAACUCAACAGGAAAGGGAAAAGGCUCAAGAAUGCUUGCAGACACUGACUUCAAUAGUAAACAAAUGCAUGAUCAGAAGAACAAGCACUUUGCUGACUAAAUACUUGCCAGUCAAGUUUGAGCAAGUCAUUUGUGUCAAAAUGACCCCCCUUCAGACACAACUGUACAAGAACUUCAUUAAUUCAGAUGCAAUUCGGAACAAAUUUACUGGUACAGGAGAGAAGAACACAAACACACUCAGUGCUCUAUCCAGCAUCACAACAUUGAAGAAACUCUGCAACCACCCAGAUCUUGUGUAUGACAAGAUUAUGGAAGGUUCAGAAGGAUUUGAAAAGGCAAGGAGCCUGCUACCAAGCAACUAUGACAUUAAAGACGUCAAACCAGAGUUUUCUGGAAAACUUAUGAUCCUGGACUGCAUAUUAGCUAAUCUAAAAACUAACACAGAUGACAAAAUUGUUCUUGUCUCAAACUACACUCAGACUUUGGAUCUGUUUGAGAAAUUGUGCAGGAAAAGAUGCUACCAGUAUGUGAGACUGGAUGGUUCAAUGACAAUCAAAAAGCGUGCUAAAGUUGUGGAGAGCUUCAACAGCAAAGACUCUAAGGAGUGGAUAUUCAUGUUGAGCUCCAAAGCUGGGGGUUGUGGGUUGAAUCUCAUUGGAGCAAACCGUUUGAUAAUGUUUGAUCCAGACUGGAACCCCGCAAAUGAUGAUCAGGCUAUGGCCCGCGUCUGGCGCGAUGGACAGAAGAAACCAUGUUUUAUCUAUAGGCUACUAGCAACAGGAACAAUUGAAGAAAAGAUAUUCCAACGCCAGGCACACAAAAAAGCCUUGAGUGACACAGUUGUUGAUCAAAAUGAAGAGUCAUUGAGACAUUUCACUUCGGAUGACUUGAAAGAUUUGUUCCGGCUUGAAGAGAACACUUUGUCCGACACUCACAGCAAGUUCAAAUGCAAACGGUGUGUCAACAACAUCCAAGUUACCAUUCCACCGGAGAAUUCAGAUUGUACGUCAGACUUGUCGAAUUGGUACCACUGUGCAGAUAAGAAGAAUUUGGCCGAUUUAGUUCUGAAACAAUGUUGGGACUUGGCGAAGAGCAUUUCUUUUGUAUUCCACCACCGUUCAGCUAAGACCGAAGCUCAGGUGAAAGAUGAAGAAGAUAAAGAGAAUGUACAAGCAAGAAAGAAACGGAAAAUAGAAGAAGACGAAGAUUAUUCAGAGCCUGAUGACAGUGCCGAUGAAGAUUACAAGUAAAUUAUGUCUACUACCUUCAGAAUAUUUUGUUACUUUAUUUAUAUCGUCAGGAAAAUUAAGUUUAUUUUUAUUUUUGAUGUACAUAAAAAUAGGUUAAGGUAAUUAUGAUUAAAACCAACUGUGUCAAAAAGUAAAGUUAUUUAA